AUGGUUUCCAGCACGAACACCACUCUACCCACCACUACCCUACCUAACACGCACGAGAGCUAUUCUGACAUUGCUCCAGCCAGGUAUGCUGGCAAGCUCGACGGCAAAGUGGUUGUUGUGACGGGCUCAUCCGUCGGUCUCGGUCGUUCCAUAUCCAAGGCAUUCGCUGCCGCUGGCGCCUCGGUCGCUGUUGUCGCCCGUCGUGAGCACGAUCUCCAUACUCUUGUCGACGAAAUCGAAGCUGCCAGCGGCAAGGCAAUCUCUAUCGUCGCCGAUGUAGCCACCAAGGGUGCCGCUCAGAGCAUCGUAGCUCAAGUGGAGAAGGAGCUGGGACCCGUCGACAUUCUGGUCAACAACGCGGGCAUCACCCGUGUCGGUCCCUUUGAUGCUGAAGAGGAGCAUCUGGAUAUCUGGUGGCGUGUAUACGAGGUGAAUGUUCGCGCUCCAGUGUCCAUGAUCCGCGCAGUACUGCCGUCAAUGCUCAAGCGUAAUACCGGUGUCCUUCUCACCACGAGUUCCGCUGUGGCCACUAUGUCGAUACCUGUCAUGAGCGCCUACUCUUCAUCCAAAGCUGCCAUCACCAAGUUCCACGAAAGUCUGAGUGAAGAGCUAAAGGGCACCAAUGUCCUGUCCUUCUCCGUACACCCCGGCAUGGUUGACACACAGAUCGGCGCUGCCGAGAACGCCAUCAACAAGGAUCAGAUGCAGAAUCCUUUCGUGCAAGGCUUACUAUCACAAAUGGGCAACUUCAAGCGCCAGACACCCGAAUUAUGUGCCAACACUAUGGUUGCUCUCUCUGCCGAUUCCCGCUACAAGGUACUCACCGGUCGUUACAUCAAUGCCACUCAGGAGUUGGGUCCUGUAGUUGAAGAAGCAGGGAAGGAAGGUAAAGGACGCCUUGGUUCAGAAAGACUAUAUCUCAUCACGAUUCCCACUCUAUAA
Molecule: messenger RNA, 942 nt
Organism: Aureobasidium subglaciale EXF-2481
Lineage: Eukaryota; Fungi; Ascomycota; Dothideomycetes; Dothideales; Saccotheciaceae
Exons: 2
Coding region: 1-942 (313 amino acids)
Cellular component (GO): membrane
Source: RefSeq, a predicted model, not a curated record